Oppiella nova is the source of this 393-nucleotide messenger RNA. NCBI's taxonomy places the organism in Eukaryota, Metazoa, Arthropoda, Arachnida, Sarcoptiformes, Oppiidae. The record is from the annotation of a GenBank genome assembly.
AUGUCUGUCCCUUAUUUGGACAAAACCAACGGAAGUAUUAUCAGUAUUUCGAGUAUCGCUGCUCUCAAACCGACAUUUGUUGGACUUUCGUAUUCAGCGUCCAAAGCAGCCCUCGAUAUCGUGUCUAAAGUUAUGGCCACAGAAUUGGGUCCAAGAAUAAGAGUCAAUGUUAUUAAUCCGGGUCCAGUGCUAACUAAUUUUAUAAGCAAUAAUCCGGUGGCGGAUCCGGAAAAAUUUGCCGGAAGUUUCAAUGCAAUGAUUGGACGAAUACCACUGCGAAGAGCCGGGUCAUCCUUAGACAUCGCCAAUGGGGUGGCAUUCCUGGCCUCACCAGAAGCCGGAUUUAUUACCGGCGCUAAUAUUGUGAUGGAUGGAGGGGUUAUUAAUAUCUAG